CCUUGAAUAUCCUAGAGUUAGAAACAUUUGUUCCUUUUGUAAGUGAACAGUGAUUCUAUGCUAGAUUCAUAAAAAUAGAUGGCUUAGUGUGAGUGAAUCACAAAAGUUAUGGGAUUUUCUUUUUCUUUCUUUCUUUCUAGUAAUUAUGAGCAAGCACUCCCCCCCCACCACUCCCCCCGCCCCACUUUUUGUGGUUUGCCUUUGGCCAGAGGAAGACAAAGUGUCCAUUCAUGGCCGUUUUGUUGUGGAUUGUAGUCUGAUUAGAGCAGCGGGUAAUCAUCUCAUCCUUUUCUCGUUCGCAUGUUCACUUUUUCUCUGCUGAUAGUUCUCGGGGGCUCCUACCGACACUGGAGAAAGGAGAGGGGCGUGUUUAAUGCCCAUGGGAUCCACUCCUUGUUUUCCAUCUGUCCCGGGGGGUUGGAAGGCAGCUGAAAGUUCAAACAAAGACACACUCCCUCUGCAUGGCAAGAGCUCAGAGAUUAAGGGGCUUGCCUGCACCGCCAACAGCAAGGAUUGCUCACAGUUUCUAACUUUGCCAAAGAAGAAGGAUGAUUCAUUUUUGUUUUUUUUCUUCCUCUGUCACAGAUAUGACUUUGCGGCAGCAUAAGCAGUGGAUAGCCUGUUUUUCUUUUGGGCAUCUAUUUGUCAAAGACAGGUAGAGCACUGUGGAGAGAAUGCAGCUACCCUCUAAAUGCCUGUGCGAGUCUGCUGAGUAAAGGAACCAGAGGAUGCAGGUGGCAGCGAGGCUCUGCACUAACUUGUUUGAAGUUUUUUUUCCCUCAUGUCAGAGGUGAAGGAUUAUGCCUGGCAUAGGAAUUUAGACUUCAAAUGAAAGACUUCAGGAGCUGACUCUCAGCUCCCAGGCAGAAUGUGAGCAGUGGCUUGUGUUCAAUGUGUGUUUUAGUGUGUUAACAAUGAGGUAUGUAGAAAUUUGUUUGAAUGCGGAGCUAUGCUGUUCCUCAGCAGCGGGUCUGGGGAUACGACCCCAAGGAGCACAGCCAACGGCCCGCAGGGGAUAACCGUUUACCACAUCUCUGUAAUCCUAAAGGAAACGCAGGAAGAUGCAGUGGUGUCAGAGCCAAAAAUGGGCCCCAUUGCUCUUAACCUGGUGGAGAAUUACCAGCCAAAAGAAGAGCUAAUGGAUUUAGUGCCAAUGGAGAACAGCCCCAGGCUGGGCAGGGCACGACAGGAGCUCAACAGGUGGCCCUCCGUGAGCUGCACAAGUAAAGCCGGGAGGCAAAGAGAGGAGGCAGUUCUGGAGGAGAGUGAGGAGGAGGUGGAGGGAAAAAUGAAGACCGACAGGUUUUGGAAACAACCCUCCAAGAACUCCGGAAACUCCUCACAACACGACGGAGACGCGGCAGGACUAACAACUCACACAGGUACCCAGGAGCAGCGUGUUACGGAUUCACCGCCAUGCUCGGUCAGCGGCCGCACUGAGGGGCAUGUCGUCGCGGGGCAUGUCCUCGGGGGUCAUGCCGCUGUUAAAGACCACAGCUCUCUGCCGCGGGCCUUCUUACGAAGGCCACAUCAGGAUGACGCCGGGCUCGGCAGGAGGACCAUGAGCAUGUAUGGUGCCCCAUUGGAGCAGCAACGAGAUUCUCAGACUGAAAAAGAAAGGCGGCUGCGGAGGCCGAGGAGCGUUUGCAUGCUGGCAGGCCAAGGUCCAGUCCUGUCAGAGCUCAAGUCCCAUCAGUUCUUCAAAAAGACAGGUAUUUCAGAAAAUGACAUGCAGUACAGGAGCAGGAAGGCUGAAUUGAGAGCAGUUGACGGCCUCAACCCCGUCUUGGCUCAACAGGCGUCAGCUCUUGCAAAGGUGACCCUUCGGGGUCAGCAGAGGAGCUGGAAGCAAAGACCCGUCAGUAUGACUGUGCUGGAGGUAAGAAAGAGGGGCUCUGAUGACGAAAUCGACUGCCAAAGGAGCUGUGACCACACGAGCCGCGAUGGAGGAUUUCUCAAAGGAGGCUUUCGAUGGAGACUGUUUGGGAGAGCCCCUCCGGAUGGGAACAAGGACAAGGGAGCAGACAAGGAUGCUAAAUCUUCCCCCAAGUCCAGCAAAACUGACAGUUCAAAAAGCAAGCUGACCUCUCUAAGGCGGAGCUUCAGCCUGCGAAUCAGGAGGACUCGACCCCGUGAAAAAAUGAAUUUAGGGUCUGAUGGAGAGUUAAAAGAGCACUGUCAAGUUAAAGGCACUGCCGAUGAGACGACAAUGCCUCCACGGCCUUUCUCAUACCUCACUGGAAGAGAGCUCCCGACUUCCAAAGAGCAGAUCGAAGAUGGGGGUGUGCAGUAUAUUCAGUACCACAGUAGGGGGAAGGUCAAGGUGAUGGAAGUACCCCUGUGUCCAACGAAACUGUCCUCCAAACCAGUUCAGGAAGAACCAAGCCUGUGGCAGCUCAUAGCCAACCGUUUCAGGAGGAAAGAGCAAUCGUACAAAUGUGAAUCCCAGCAGCCCUGGAACAAAGACAAUAACCAGUAUCCCCAGACUGGGAGUAAUAAGUCAGAGCCAGUCCCCAUAGAGGCUUUGGCAGGCAUAGACACCCACAAAGGUCAAGACUCUUUCGUCAACAGUCAGGAGUGGACAUUGAGUCGAUCCGUACCAGAGCUGAAAGUGGGCAUCGUGGGAAAUCUGUCCAGUGGGAAGUCUGCCUUGGUGCAUCGAUACUUGACAGGCACAUAUGUGCAGGAGGAGUCUCCUGAAGGUGGACGUUUCAAAAAAGAAAUAGUGGUGGAUGGACAGAGCUAUCUACUUCUGAUCAGAGAUGAAGGGGGGCCUCCAGAAUUGCAGUUCGCUGCCUGGGUGGAUGCUGUGGUUUUCGUCUUUAGCCUGGAGGAUGAGAUCAGCUUUCAAACGGUCUACAAUUACUUCUUGCGCCUAUCCAGCUACAGAAACACAGCUGAGGUGCCCAUGGUCCUCGUUGGAACACAAGAUGCCAUCAGUGCUGCCAACCCCAGAGUGAUUGAUGACUCUCGGGCCAGAAAGUUGUCAAAUGACCUGAAGCGCUGCACAUACUACGAGACCUGCUCCACCUAUGGGCUGAAUGUGGAGAGAGUCUUCCAGGAUGUUGCCCAGAAGGUUGUGGCCAUGAGGAAAAAGCAGCAGCUCUCCAUUGGUCCAUGCAAAUCCCUCCCCAACUCUCCCAGCCACUCAUCAGUCCCCGCUGCCUCCAUCCCCUCCGUUCACAUGAACCAGGCAGCCAACGGUGGGGGCGCAUUCAGUGACUACUCCUCCUCCGUUCCCUCCACCCCCAGCAUAAGUCAGCGGGAGAUGCGCAUUGAGACCAUUGCUGCCUCCAACACGCCCACGCCCAUCCGCAAGCAGUCGAAGCGCCGCUCCAACAUUUUCACAUCACGGAAAGCCAGUGAACAGGCAAAGAGCGUUGACAGUAAAACAGACAGCAUAGGCAGUGGAAGGGCCAUACCUAUCAAACAGGGAAUCCUUCUGAAGCGAAGUGGCAAAUCCCUCAACAAGGAGUGGAAAAAGAAAUACGUCACACUGUGCGAUAAUGGCGUCCUCACUUACCACCCCAGUUUACAUGAUUACAUGCAGAAUGUUCAUGGAAAAGAGAUUGACCUGCUAAGGACAACAGUCAAGGUACCUGGAAAGCGGCCACCCCGGGCAGUGGCGACGGUUGCCCCCACGGCUAGCCCCAAAACCAACGGACUGAACAAGGACCGCAGCACCUUGCAGCUCGGCAUUGGAAACACAGGUGCUCCUCACUCCAACAGCAGCUCGUCCCUGCAGACGGGCGGCUCGGCGUUCGGCGGCAGCAAGGACGGCAUGCACCAGCGCUCCUUCUCCGUGUCCAGCGCUGACCAGUGGAAUGAAGCCAUCAACACCAGUACAAGCAGCGGUGCCGCCAAUGGGAUGAGCGAUCCUACAACUUCCAGCGUGGGCAGUGCGACGAGUCCGAAGCUUGAGCCCCCUCCCUCACCACACGCCAACCGCAAGAAACACAGGCGGAAAAAGAGCACGGGCAUCACAAAGCCAGACGGCUUAUCUGGGGGAAAUGAAGAGCAAGAAGAUUCCUUCGAGUUCAUCAUUGUGUCUUUGACGGGUCAGACGUGGAACUUUGAAGCAUCUACAUAUGAAGAGAGGGAGCUGUGGGUUCAACUAAUAGAGAGCCAGAUAUUUGCCAGCCUCCAGUCCUGUGAGAGCAUAAAGAACAAGUCUCGGUUAGGCAGCCAAAGCGAUGCAAUGGCCAUUCAGUCCAUACGAAAUGUGAGAGGGAACAGCUUCUGUGUGGACUGUGAUGCACCCAACCCAGACUGGGCCAGUUUGAACCUGGGUGCCUUGAUGUGCAUCGAGUGCUCGGGCAUCCACAGGAACCUGGGCACGCACCUGUCUCGCGUGCGUUCUCUGGACCUGGACGACUGGCCGGUGGAGCUCAGCAUGGUGAUGACCGCGAUCGGCAACGCGAUGGCCAACAGCGUGUGGGAGGGGGCUCUGGAGGGAUACACCAAGCCAGGGAGCGACAGCACCAGGGAGGAGAAGGAGCGCUGGAUCCGAGCCAAGUAUGAGCAGAAGCUGUUCCUGGUGGGGCUGCCCCAGUCGGACGUUCCUCUGGGGCAGCAGCUGCUGCGGGCGGUGGUGGAGGAUGACCUGAGGUUGGUGGUGCUGCUGCUGGCCCACGGCACCAAGGAGGAGGUUAAUGAGACCUACGGGGAUGGAGACGGCCGCACCGCACUGCACCUCUCAUGUGCCAUGGCCAACGUGGUCAUCACACAGCUGCUCAUCUGGUACGGCGUGGAUGUAAAAAGUCGGGAUGCUCGUGGCCAGACCCCACUGUCCUACGCCCGGCGAGCUGGAAGCCAGGAGUGCGCCGACAUACUGCUUCAACACGGCUGCCCCAACGACUCCAGCAGCCUGACCUCCGUGCCCACGCCCAACAUGAGCCGUCGCAACCCCAACAUCAACAACAACAACGCCCAGUGUGAGCUCAACCGCAGCAUCAGCAUCAUGUAGAGGCGAGAAAGCAGCUGCAGGCGAAAACACAGGAACCUACCCGUGUCUCUUCCUCGUACUUCCUCCUCUGUUUCACACUGUGUAACCCAGAACCGGCGCCAAUAUCAGGAGUGAUGGACCAUGAGGCAAUUUUCCACUGUGCUUCAAGUUUGAGAUUCGGACGUUGUACAUUGAUGUUUUUUUUAUAUUGUUAUUUCUAUUCAUUUUGUUUGUUAAAUUUAUUCUAUAUUGGUCUGAAAUGAUCAUGAUCAGCUUUAAGCAUUUUGCUUUUUAAGCAUCAACCAAACAAACGACUUUACUUUUGGCGUUCAUAACUACCCUACGAAAAGCAUUUCCUGAAUGCUUGAACAUUUCCUUUCCUGUCUUCCCCGUCUCCGAUACAAACCAAGGAUGUAAUGAGCGUGAGUGAGAAACUUCCUUCAAACUUUCAAGCAUAUGCAUCACAACAGAACUAUAAGGAGUAGUUGUACAAGUGAUAAAACACUGAUGUGAAGAGAAACACAAUCUCUCGUGAUAAAAGUGCUUGUUAGAUCUUUCAUAAUGAUGCAUGUCUUCAUCCCAGCUAUCGCGCUCUUGACAUGCUAUUCAUAUACAAAGGCAAAGCAAUUAUAGUUAAAGAGGCCAAAUGAUUUAGAUACUUAAUUCACAGGGAAAUGGAUUUGGAUCAUCAUAAAGGAGCUGAUUGCAGAAUUCCUUUUGGUUGAAAGUGAGUCAUUUCCUUCGCCACCGCUGCCACGAUCCUUCAGCGUCCGAGAUUAUACAGGAAUUAAGCGGCGUAACGUUUCUGACCACUAGACAACAAGGCUUUGUGAGCGAUACUCUUCAAUCAGAAUUCAUUCAAACUCAAAAGGUUUGAUUGAAACUAAGAAAUUCCCCCCAUUAUGAUGUCUUCGUUGGAAUCAUUUUUCCGAUUGACUGGAUUGUGUUGAUAAUUGUUCGAUACAGAUUAACAUGUUUGCAGAGCAUAAGCAUCCUGGAAUAAUCCCAUUCACCUCCUGUGGCUGAAAGAUGUGAAGCUGGUACUCGAAACAUCAUAUCCUCUCUUGUUGCUGUGAAACAUGUAUAUGGUACCGUGUGUGUGUGCGUGUGUGAGAGAGAGAGAGAGUGUGUGCAUUCAUAAGGGUAGAAUGCGUUCUUUUCUAAUGUCUGUCAGUAACCAUGUGUCGCAAACAGCGCUUGGGGCAUUUCUGUUCAUACAGGACACUGGAGAGAAGACACCCCGACAGUGAAGUUUUGGGAACAUAAUUGUGUUUUGAUGUACAGAUAUGUGUAAGAAGUUGUUUUUGUUCUUUUGCCUUAUUCCUUAUGAGAACAGUUUGAAUUUAUUAAGACUCUUAGAGUUGAUAUGUAACCACCCUGUCCUUUCCCUGAAAGCCAUCCCAUCCUGAGACCCUGUGAGUCUAAAUAAGGGGAGUUAAGAAAAUAUGUUAAUGUGACUGAAGCGACAGUAACAUAAGGGAUCAAAUCAGCUAAGAGGUGCACAGAGGGAAGUAUAAUUAGUUUCUAUAAUACAAAUACACAGUAUUACACAGAUAUGAUAAGCCAAUUCCUUCAUAAGAUAAGAGAAAACAUCAGGUAGCUUCCCUGAAUGUUCAACAGCCAUUUAUAGGGUUUUAAAACAUCAUUUUAUGGGUUUACAAAGGUUGAAUAUAUAUAUGUUUACAGAGCAAGAUAUUACUUGGUACCGGUUAUUGCUUUACAGUAUUCCCACUUCAGAACCUACCGAAAAUGAAUAUGUGGACCCAUAUUCACAUGGUUACAUGAAUAAAUAGUUGGCAUGUUGGUGUUACUAUCCAUCCCUUCUCAGCUUUAACAUGAGUCUGUCUUCCAGGGAUGGAAGGGAGCAGCAAAGAACAGCAAGCCUGGAUUUUAGAUCUAGCUCUGCUGAAAUGUCAUAGUCAAAGAUGAUUUUUUUUUCUUUUUUCCUUUUCAGAGAUUGACAAUACACAAGUAUUGGCCCUUAAAAGUCUGUCCUCUAUUUGUCUCCUUCUCUGGUGCAUAUGUCAGGAAAAAACUCCAGAGGACAUGCAAGAGUCUAGUUAAUUAAAUGAUUGCAGGGCUUUUCAAAAAAUGCAAACUGUGCACAAAAGUAACUUUGAAUCAGGCUCUAUUUGUUCUCUUUGUGCAUGCAUUACCUUUGGGGCACCUUCCAAUGUACGCACAAUGUAGACACAAAGAUGAAAAAACACUAACUUCUGCAGAAAUUAAAGCAAGUUCAAUAUCACCAGUAAUGAGGAAAAACUGGGAACAGGAAUGAACACUCUCUUAACAGACCUGUGAUUGGUCAGGAUCUCCUCUCACAUGGUAGACUUUCCAAAGCUUGAAAAAUGGAGUAAAUGAAGUUCAGAAUUCAUGUCGACUCUUAGAUCACCUUCCUACCAUAUGCAGAAGCUUUUAUUGACUUUUUUUUGCCAAAUCUUUCUAAAAUCAUGCUGCUUAGCCCAGCCUUACAUUUUCACCAGGUGACCGAUGAUGCUCAUAUCUGUUUUUGUUUAAAGAAAUGCAGAUUGGGUGCAGUAGGACUAGUUUUGGAUUUUAAAAACCUGGAUCUAAGUUUGUCUGCUCCAGGGAUGCCAGUGGGUAAAUUUCCAAACUUCCUAGAGAAUCUUGCUCUUUUUGGUUAAGAGUUAUGAACCUCCUGACUUAACUGUCGACACAUAGGUGAAUGAGUGUGCCUCCCAAAAUGUUGGCUGGUUCUUUCAAGACCUCAAAAUAGAAAAAACAGUCACAAAUUCAACAAUAUUAUUAUUUUUAACCUCGUACUGUACUGUGAUACUGGCCUUAUUUCUGAUCAUUACUUGACCAACUUAUUUCACUGAGUACAUUUCAUUGUCCAGUGGGAUGACAGAGGAGUUCAAUGUGUACAGUGGUUAUCUGAUUCUGUAUUUACAUACUUUAGAUGUUAGGAAGAGAGAAAAAAAAACACUAGAAACCUGCCUGUUUUACCCCCAAACCCAAUAUGAAGUGUAAAUAUUAGCUUAAGGCUUUUAUCUGAAGACAAGCUCCUCUUAGAGAAACGAACUGAACUGGUUUUGGUCCUCUUGACCAAGAACCACAUUUUGAUAUGUUGUUUAUGUUUCUCUUUUGGCAUAUUUUAAAGGUACUUCUGUUUGGUCUCUACAUUAACCGACCAUCUUUGGUACUCGUGUAAAAUGAUGUACAUUUGACAUAUUUAUAAUGCAGUAUGUAAAUAUCUUUUUUGUUUGUUUUUUGUUUGUUUGUUUUUGUUCAUUUUCCUAUUGUAUUUCCUUUUACGUUCAGAACGUGAAACAAAGCAAAAGCUCAAGAGUAACAUGUUGUAUGCUUGGAUGCUUGGCUGACUAUUGACCUAUUAAUAAACACUCUAAUAAAACAAUGUAGCCUUCCCUGGAUUUGGGAAAACUGACA
Messenger RNA from Cololabis saira (Pacific saury), 8353 nucleotides. RefSeq names its product ArfGAP with GTPase domain, ankyrin repeat and PH domain 3 (gene agap3). The transcript is spliced from 18 exons. Gene Ontology annotation, molecular function: protein binding; GTP binding; GTPase activity. The record is from RefSeq and is a predicted model, not a curated record. Bases 950 to 4966 code for a protein of 1338 amino acids. NCBI's taxonomy places the organism in Eukaryota, Metazoa, Chordata, Actinopteri, Beloniformes, Belonidae. Gene Ontology annotation, cellular component: nucleus.